Messenger RNA from Impatiens glandulifera, 757 nucleotides. Its product is annotated as 60S ribosomal protein L24-2. Gene Ontology annotation, molecular function: mRNA binding; structural constituent of ribosome. The record is from RefSeq and is a predicted model, not a curated record. Gene Ontology annotation, biological process: cytoplasmic translation. NCBI's taxonomy places the organism in Eukaryota, Viridiplantae, Streptophyta, Magnoliopsida, Ericales, Balsaminaceae. The transcript is spliced from 5 exons. Bases 84 to 572 code for a protein of 162 amino acids. Gene Ontology annotation, cellular component: cytosolic large ribosomal subunit.
GUUUCAGAGAAAUAGAAGAUCAAGCCACCGCAUCGCCGGAAGAGAGAGAGAGAGAGAGGAGGUGCCGCCGCUGUUUGCCUGCCAUGGUUCUCAAGACAGAGCUUUGCCGAUUCAGUGGACAAAAGAUUUACCCAGGAAGGGGUAUCAGAUUUAUUAGAUCUGAUUCUCAGGUUUUCCUCUUUGCCAAUUCAAAAUGUAAGAGGUACUUCCACAACCGUCUGAAACCAUCGAAGCUUACCUGGACAGCAAUGUACAGGAAACAGCACAAGAAGGAUAUUGCUGCUGAAGCUGUGAAGAAGAGGCGUAGAACCAACAAGAAGCCUUACUCAAGGUCCAUUGUUGGAGCUACAUUGGAAGUUAUCCAGAAGAGAAGAGCUGAGAAACCCGAGAUUCGUGAUGCUGCUAGAGAAGCUGCUUUACGUGAAAUUAAGGAGAGGAUCAAGAAGACCAAGGAUGAGAAGAAGGCGAAGAAAGCCGAAACUGUCUCCAAAUCCCAGAAGACAAAAACCAAUGUUCCAAAGGCCGCAGCACCCAAGGGUCACAAAAUGGGAGGUGGCGGUGGAAAGCGGUAGUUAAGUUGUAUUUCUUGAACCUUUUGAACAAACAACCUUUUAUUUUCAAUAUUGCCCGGUUUUCUUUCGAAAUUGACAUUGUCUUAAGUUUUGAUACUUUAUUAUUGACUUUGCAUGCUUUUUUUUAUUGUAUCUUGUCUUCAAAUAGUGGAUUUGUUUGCUGAUUAAUUUAAAUUAUGGUUGCU